Messenger RNA from Cottoperca gobio, 4004 nucleotides. Its product is annotated as protein phosphatase 1D-like. Bases 170 to 1870 code for a protein of 566 amino acids. Gene Ontology annotation, biological process: protein dephosphorylation. The transcript has 6 exons. The record is from RefSeq and is a predicted model, not a curated record. NCBI's taxonomy places the organism in Eukaryota, Metazoa, Chordata, Actinopteri, Perciformes, Bovichtidae. Gene Ontology annotation, molecular function: cation binding; protein serine/threonine phosphatase activity.
CAGGACGUCAUUACGUACAGCGGGACGUUUCGGAGAAGAUAAACAAAAAGGAAGGAAGCCUUCGGCCAUACAAUCGCGGCAAACUCGGUUCAAAAAAUUUAGCUUCCAAGCUACAUUUAGCAACUACAUGUGCCCUUGCUUAGAUAAUUACCAUUAGGCGUUCACAAUCAUGGACGAUGGAAUAAUAUUUCGUAUGAGUGCAUUUUCCGAGCAAGGGGGGAGGAAAUACAUGGAGGAUGUUGUCGAUAUAAGAAUCGAGUACGAGCCGACGCAGUCGUCGUCGCUAAGCGAAGAUUAUCAAAAGUCUCAGGGACAUGGAGGACAAGGGAAGGCGGAGAGUGAACCCACAAAACAGACUGAAAAUGAGACACAUGACCAUAACGUUGCAGCCGAAUCCGGCCCGGUUUCUGCAAUGUGGGUAGAGAGUCUGCCGACUGAGGACAGUGGCAACAACAGUGCUCCGGCAUCGGAGGGGAACAUCGCAGAGCAUGCAGUCGACACUCGGAAGUCUGUGGCGUUUUUCGCAGUUUUUGAUGGCCACGGAGGUCGAGAAGCGGCUCAUUUCGCGAGAGAGAAUCUGUGGGACAUAUUGAAAAGGCAGCGGGGGUUUUGGUCGAAGGAUCACAGUGAAGUGUGUGCUGCUCUUAAGAAAGGGUUCAUCGCCUGUCACCAUGCAAUGUGGAAAGAGCUACCGGAGUGGCCAAAAACUAUUACCGGCCUGCCAAGUACAUCAGGCACCACAGCCAGCGUGAUCGUGAUCCGCGGGACUCACAUGUUUGUUGCCCAUGUGGGGGAUUCGGCAGUAGUGGUUGGAGUGCGAGAGAAUGACUCUGAUAUCACGCUCCAGGCGCUUGAAAUAACACAAGACCAUAAACCUGAACUUCCUAAAGAAAAAGAAAGGAUUGAGCGGCUUGGUGGCAGCGUAAUGAAGAAAUCUGGGGUGAACCGUGUUGUGUGGAAGAGGCCCAGGCUGACCCAUAACGGCCCUGUGAGAAGGAGUACCGUCAUUGACCAGAUCCCCUUCCUGGCUGUGGCCCGGUCCCUCGGUGAUCUGUGGAGCUACGAUUUCUACAGUGGGGAGUUUGUGGUUUCUCCAGAGCCCGAUACCACCGUGAUGACCCUUGACCCCAGUCGGCAUCACUUCAUCAUCCUCGGCAGUGAUGGGCUGUGGAAUAUGAUGCCACCCAAGAAUGCUGUCAAUAUGUGUUAUAGCCAUGACAAAAUGGUGGGACCAAAGGGAAUGUCCUGCGCCCGCCGGCUGGGCUGCACAGCUCUACUGUUUUGGAAGGAACGCAUGCUCCGUGCAGACAACACAACCGUUAUCGUCCUGGCCCUACAGGAGCGCGGAGGCCCACCUAUCCCUAUGCAUCGAGAUGAGAUUGUCGUUGACAUGUUUACAGGAAUGGACCAUGUUCCGUUCCCAGGAACUACUUAUAACACAUGUGCGAUCCCACAGCGGAGCGAUGCAGCGAAUGUUUCCUCCCCGUUCAAACAAAGUUCCACAGCUCUGGAGCAGGCAUUUGGGCUGUAUGAAGCUGCUUUCUGUGCCACCGCACAGCUCUUACCUAACGUUGACUCCGCGAGGGCCGCACCGCCCCCCUCAGACGGUUCGGUGAAUGUUUUGGAAAAGCAAGACUCGACAACCCAAAUGGACUGCGCUGCUCCUACUCCUCCGUUAAAAAGGUCUCGCCGUUCUCCGCACGCCCUCCCUGAACUUCAAGGUCCCCGGUCCUCUGGCAAAGGUUUCCCCCGGGAGAAUGGCAAUGUAAAAAAUGAACUAUCCCGUCAAACUCUGGCUCUAAAGAGAAGCUCCUCUGAGGACAGCAGCAUCUUGCCACAGCAACACAACGCUGCCUUGUGCGUGUGCUGAAUCUUGUCUUAUAGAAACAGUGUUUUUUUGCCUCGAGGCGAGAAGGAUCAUCUGCAUCGUGUCGACUUUGCUCAUGUAUCAAGUGUGCCACAGGCCUAAUCCUAGAUGUAUACUUUUUAUACAAAGUCUUUUGUUUUUUUGUUAAUAUGUGAGAAAUGUAAGAUUUUAAAUGUGUCGCUGGUUAUCUUCUCGCUCUUCCUCCUGCCCCGUCCUCUAAAUUUGAGUGUUUGCUGCAAUUUUAGAUCCAUUCAAUAUCCACACAAUCUAUUUUCAUACUUAUGGGUAUGUAUAGUAUAUCCAAAAGAUGUGUUUUGAAGAAGAUGGAUCACUCCAAUAACAUUAGUUCAACAAUAUUGUCACACAUGUACUGUUUUAUCAAACUAUUUUAGAUUGUUUUUACUUGUUGGAUGCUAUAACAUGCCAGUAUUUCCGUCAUGGGGGUCGAUACCUCAGACCAGUUGUUUGGAAGCUUUCCUCUUAGAUGAAAUGUGCUACUAAGUCAUUGUUAGGGGUUUAUUUUAUUGUUUAUGCGGGUGCAAUAGAAGUCCCUGGUAGUGGUAAUACUGUAGCGUGCAGCAUAAUGGAAAAAUGUCACAAUCAAUGGCCUGAGGUAAUUAUCAGCAUAUUGAUUUUUAAGUCCUUUUAUUUUUUUGUUUUACGUCUUUUAAGUGGCUAGUUAUGUACUGUCAUGAUCACAAUUGCUACUCGGCUAAUUGGUGUAUCUUAUGCAUAGCCUGUAAUGAGGUGUUUAAGGGUCAGUUCACUCAAAUCAGAGGGAGGAAAAAAACUAUAAAAUAUAUUCUCUCACUUUCCCUAGUGCUAUUUAUCCAUGUGGUUUAGUGAAUUGACCUUUUGAUGGUACUUUUUGCUGCCGAUUGAUCCAGUCCAAACCCGAUUUGGCCAAUGGGUAUUGGUACUGUAUCGGGUGCUGCUGAUGUGAAAGCCAAGAUCAAUAUCUGUGCCUCACUGGAAGGUGGUUUAGAGUCGGCUUUGCCCUUGACUUUAGCUUGUAUAACAUCCAGUUAAUUUUAAAGGAAUACUUCACCCACAAACUUACCAUUUGUAUAUCAAUUACUCACCCCUGUGUUAGUAUGAAUUCUUUUAGAAAAUAAUAAGUAACUUUUGAGGUAAUAUGCACAUGUGCGGCCCCCCCCCCCCCCCAUUUACUUCAAUUCAUAAAGACUUUUAUCUGUGUUUUCAUGUGUUUUGUUUGGUUUGCUCCCAUAACAUCUGCACAUAACACACCUUUAUACAGGAAGUGUUUCAUGGUGUGUCCAAAGUUCUAACUGUUGUUAACAUGGCAGCUCACUAACUGUUUUACCUGAUGUUUAGUUUGCCUUCCUUUUACAUCAACGUGUCAUGGUUGCCUUAGCACAAACGAAUCAAGAGGUGCUUUUCACAGGUUUUCAUAUUUGGGGACGGCUGAGGAUUUAUUAAUGUCAGUAUGGCUGUGGCCCAGCUUCAACCACUCAUCAUGCACCUCCAGUUCUACACCCAUGUAAUUUUACCAUCCACACUACAGAAUACUAAACUAAUGUUUUUUCAGUCGGAGCAGUUUGUUGGUUUUGUGCAGUACGUCAAUAUGCAAUAUAAGUUUGUACAGUACAUUAUUAUGCAAAGUUCUAGUUUUUAUUUCAGGAGUCUGGCAUGCUCCAAUCUACUCUGUAUGUUGUGAAGUGUCCAGAGGUAAUGGAUGUUAAUUGGCAUGUGGUUUGUUUUUGACAAUGGCAAAUACUUUUUGGGGUCUGGCUUUAUAUCCACCGCAACCAGUUUUCAGGACUAACUGUAUAAGCUACAUGCGUUGAAAGUGACUGGAUAUACAGUGUCUGUGUGUUGUAAUAAAGUUCUCAUUUUCUAAUUGGUGCUGUUAUAUAUAUGUUACAGUGUCUAUGUUGUUCAAACUAUAUCUAGCCCAGUGUGUGGCACUGUUCUCAUGACUAUGAUUAAUGACUUUAGCAUGUUUCUGGUUCGUAAAGUAACUUGUCCAUCAACUACUUUGUUAAUACAACCGUGUUUAUAAUGCCUUCAGCUACUGUGUAGCUUGAAUAUAGAGGUAAUACUUAUGCUCAAAUUUGUACAGCUUGUUCCAGUAGAUGGCAGUAAUGUAAUGGGAUUAAACAGUUGUGUGUCUACA